AUGCGGAAAAUUCAAGGCCUGGAUUUACCAACAUGGCAUCCUACCACGCCUAUUGUGGCCGCUGCUGGUGUACAGUGUACCGUCAUCAACAGUGGAAGCAAUGGAGAGGACAAUAAAUUCAUUCCUCAGGAGGUGGAUGGGGGUGCCAAAGAGUUUCACCAGGCUCGAUUUGAACUGCACAGAUCACUGACGGAGGAAUACAAGGUCACAACGGCUCGGAAAGUCAUUAUUCUACGAGAUAGUAGUGAUGAGAAGGUUAGAGAAGCAGGAGUGCAGGUCAACACCGGGAGAGAGAGGAGGGCUGACAAGGCAGUGAAAGAGGCUGAGGCUCGUCUUCGGCACAGCGACAUUGUCGGUAAUGUCGCACACGGGCGACUAGGUUUCGGAUGCGUCAUCCGUUCGCAGUGGAGCAAAGCCAGUGCAAAAGACCGACGCACCCAAGUGCAGGAAGAGGUUCGCCGAAUGGAGGAAGAAUCCAGGCUCACCAGAGCUGUUACCCUACGGAAACAGGGAAAAUGGCUGAACUGGGAGGGAGUACCCCAGAGGAAGCUUACAUGGAAUGCGAUCUGGACCAUGGAAAGCGACAGACUUAGUUUCCUGCUCAAGUCUGUCUACGACGUGCUGCCAAGUCCAACAAACCUAGUGACUUGGGGUCUUGCCGAAAAGCAUGAUUGCAAGCUCUGUGGAAGACCAGCGAAUCUGGAACAUGUCCUGAGCUCAUGCAGGACAGCCCUGCCUGAUGGCAGAUACAGAUGGCGUCACGACAGGGUUCUUGCUUCAAUCGCCGAUCAUUUAGAUCAAGCACGAAAAGCGAAGAAGACGACCAACAAAGGACCCUCAUUCAUUUCCUUUGUCAGAGCUGGAGAAGAUGGGGCAAAGGCCAAAAGCGCAUGUGAGAUUCUUGGAACGGCAACAGAUUGGAGAAUGGAAGCAGACUUGAAGAAACAGCUCAAGUUUCCACAGGAGGUCACCGUGACAAACCAGAGACCCGACAUAGUACUGUGGUCAGCUGUACCAAAACAGGUUGUGAUGGUGGAGCUCACAGUACCAUGGGAGGAGCGGAUUGAAGAGAGCUUCGAACGGAAGCGCGAAAAGUACCAGGCUCUCACAGAUACCUGCACAGAGAAAGGCUGGAAGGCAUGGUGUUUUCCGGUGGUGGUGGGCUGA
Messenger RNA from Dreissena polymorpha, 1167 nucleotides. RefSeq lists its product as uncharacterized. NCBI's taxonomy places the organism in Eukaryota, Metazoa, Mollusca, Bivalvia, Myida, Dreissenidae. Bases 1 to 1167 code for a protein of 388 amino acids. The record is from RefSeq and is a predicted model, not a curated record. The transcript is spliced from 2 exons.